UUGAGGUUAGCCUAAGAGGAUAUUGCACUAUUGAGACUUGCAGUCGCGGGGAAAACCCAGAAAAACCCUUGGUUUUUAAAGAACCACCAAAUCAAAACCUAUUACACCGGAAUUUGAUAAAAAUAUUCGGCGGCAGCGUUGAGUUGUCCUGCGCCCGAGCAAAAACGACCUUUUAGCCGAACCGAAUCUGUAACGGAUCGAUGUCAACAUCGGGGCAGCCGCAAUUUCGGUACACGCAGACACCAUCUAAGGUUCUUCACCUGCGGAACCUCCCAUGGGAGUGCGUCGAAGAAGAGCUAAUCGAGCUGUGCAAACCCUUCGGCAAGAUCGUCAAUACUAAGCUCAAUGUUGGCUCCAACCGCAACCAAGCAUUUGUUGAAUUUGCUGAUCUUAAUCAGGCAAUUAAUAUGGCCACCUACUAUGCUUCAUCUUCAGACCCUGCACAAAUUCGUGGCAAAGCUGUGUAUAUUCAGUAUUCAAACAGGCAUGAAAUUGUCAACAACAAGGGCCCUGGAGAUGUUCCGGGCAAUGUUCUACUCGUAACUAUUGAGGGCGUUGAAGCUAGUGAUGUCAGCAUUGAUGUCAUUCAUUUGGUAUUUUCAGCCUUCGGUUUUGUGCACAAGAUUGCUACUUUUGAAAAGGCAGCAGGCUUUCAGGCUUUGAUCCAGUUUACAGAUGUUGAGACUGCAGUUACUGCUAGAGAAGCAUUGGACGGGAGAUGCAUCCCAAGGUACCUGCUCCCUGAGCAUAUUAAUGAUUGUCAUCUGCGCAUUGCAUUCUCUGCUCAUACUGAUCUUAAUAUAAAGUUCCAGUCCAACCGGAGCAGAGAUUAUACAAAUCCAUAUCUUCCUGUAAAUUCCACUGCAAUGGAGGGAUACAUUCAGCCUGUUGUAGGUCUAGAUGGUAAGAUAAAAGAGGCAGAGAGUAAUGUGCUUCUUGCCUCCAUUGAGAAUAUGCAGUAUGCUGUCUCUUUGGAUGUCCUUCAUACGGUAUUCUCUUCAUUUGGUACGGUCCAAAAGAUUGCAAUAUUUGAAAAGAAUGGGGGAACACAAGCGUUCAUCCAAUAUCCCGAUGUUGCAACUGCAACUGCUGCAAAAAAUGCUCUGGAGGGACAUUGCAUCUACGAUGGUGGCUAUUGUAAGCUUCAUCUGUCAUACUCUCGUCACACUGAUCUGAAUGUGAAGGCAUACAGUGAUAAAAGCAGAGAUUACACAGUCCCGGAACCGGCUUUGCGUCCAAUGCAACAAGCUCCGGCCUUCUCUAAUAACAAUACAUCGGCGACGCAAACUUGGCAGAACCCUCAGUUUGUGGCUACACACCAGCCUCCAGCCGGGUAUGGAGGCCCUCCUCCUCCCAUGCCCUCCCAAAAUAACCAUUGGAACCCGACCCAACCCGGAAGACCGAUCUUCCAUCCAAACGCAAACACCUUUCCAGGUCAAGGCUUUUCAUACUCACACACUCUUACUCCUCCGGGUGAGCCUCCUCGUUAGCUGAAUGGAUGAAAAAGCUGUUCAUGUAAUUUGUGUGCAGUCAUUAUUUGUCUUACUCAAGUAAACAGUGAUUGUUUCUUUUUCAAAAACUUGAUUGGAUGCAACUUUUUUUUUGUCGCUGAGUGGGAUGUGAUGGGGAUGAAGGCUGGACGGAUGCAGUGGGGUGGUUUGACUAAUUCUGGGGGCUAAUGCUAAUACUGUUGAGUUUAAAUUUAAUUAUUGGAGGGAGG
Cuscuta epithymum is the source of this 1720-nucleotide messenger RNA. Lineage: Eukaryota; Viridiplantae; Streptophyta; Magnoliopsida; Solanales; Convolvulaceae. The record is from the annotation of a GenBank genome assembly.